AACGCCAUCCGCAUGCUAACGGUCAUCCAAUCAAAUUCACUUUCUGUGAUCAUAACAUCCACAGUCUUCUCUCCCUCCAAAAGAGAGAGGAGGAAAAAUAUAUCCUUAUUUCGUUCAGAGCUAGUUACUUCCAUCGAAGCCGAGAAAGAGAAUUCUUGGGAAUGGAUGGUUCUGAUAUGAACGUUUCCUCAUCAUCGACUCCAAAUAAACUCCCUUCUAUCUCGAAAGGUGCAGAUGAGAAUGAGCAUAGCUAUCAAGAAAUGGGACUAAAUGUGCAAAACUCAAAGAAACCAUCAGCAACAACAACUACAAAGCACUAUAUGUCACCGACAAUAUCUGCAGUUUCAAAAGCCAAUCCUCCAAGAAAGAAAAUCUUAGCUGAAAGGAAUGAGUCUCUGCAUAAUUCUCUCCAAAAUGCCUCAAUUCUUGAUUCAAAAACCAUCCAGAAGUCCACUAGUCUUGAUUCAAAAACCACUUCUAGCACUGAAUUUGAUGAGAAUGAGCAAAAUGCCCUUGUUGAUGAUCUUUCAUCAAAGCCUUAUGACCCAUUAACUAAUUAUCUCUCCCCAAGGCCUAAAUUUCUUCGCUAUAAGGUUAACAGGCGCCAGGAAUUAUUUCUUAGAAGAGAAAAUCAGGAGAAAGAAGGCAAAGAUGGGCUAACUAUUAUUAGAAAUGGUUCUUUGGAGACCCAGAAAGGCAUUGAUAGUGAAGGUAAUUUGGCUAGUUCCUGUGGUUCUUUGGCUGCUGGUUUUAAUGAAACUAAUGUGAAGGAAGAGGGCGAAGAGAUUGGUGAAAGUGAAGAUGAACUUGAGGAGGUAUACGAGGAAAGAUGCUGGGGUUUUGGAGGAAUACUUAAAUUUUUGCUUUUGUUGUCUGUUUUAGUUUUUUCUACUUUAUAUAUUUCUGAUAUGAACUCUUCUACACCUCCAUCUGUUGUACAAGCUGUUACGGGUCUCAAGGAUGGGUAUCACAUGAUACAAGAUCAUGUAUAUGAAUUUGUGAAGAGUCUUGAGAGUGGAAAAUACUUCUUGGUUGGCAGAGAAGGAAAGCAAACGAGUUUUGUUGAUAUAGAUGGAAUUGAGGAAGAAGAGAUGAUUGAAGAUGUAAAAAUAGGAGAAGCAGAACACAGUGAUAGGUUGAAUGAACUGGUAGAGAUAAGUAGUGGAGAAGGCAGAGUUCUAGAGAUGGUUGAAGACGAAAAGGAAGGAGUAGUAGAUGAACUAAGUGAAGGAGAAGAAAGUGAGGCUGUGCAGAUUGUGGAACAUGGAGAGAAGGAAAUAGUUGACGAGUUGCAGGGACCGGAAGCUGUGGAAGUGCUUCAAAUGCCCUUAACGAAUGAAUCUAGUGUUCCAGAUACUUUUGAGAAGGAAAAUGAGAUGGCGAGAUAUCCAAUCAAAGAAGAAAUCUUUGACUGGCAAAUGGGUGGAAUGGUUAUUGAUUCUGAUGACCAUGAAAUUCUUAUUGAUGAAGCAGAAGGUACUCAAAAGGAGGACCUUAUCAAACACAUAGAAACAGAGUCGAUUCUGAAAGCUGUCAUUGGGUUUUCUGUCUUUUCUUCAAUUAUAGCAUCUCUGGUAUUAGCUCUUCGCUUUAGAAAGAACAGAAAUGCAAGAAAGGACAAUCAUCAAGUUGUUGAACCUUGUUUCGACUCCGUGAUAGCUAACAAAUGUUGUUCACCGCUUGCUAAUGAGGAAGAUAAGCACAUUGAGCAUCCUGUUUCAAUUGCCAACUCCAGGUCUCUGAUUAAUUCACUGGAAGAAGAUUACAAACAAACAUAUGAAAGCCGAGCUCCAACCAUUGAGUUGCUUGGUGAGCUUCAGGUUGAAGAAAUGAGCAGCUCUCUCAGGAGCUGUGGCAUGAAAAACAGGGUGAUAGAGAGUGAAGUAAGCAGUUAUUCUGUUUCCAUGGAGAAGGUGGGGAUAGGCAGCAACGCUGCUUCAGUUCCUGUUCGUGUGCAACCAGCUUUAUCACAGAUCUCAAACAUGAAUUUGCCUUCAUAUACUGAUGGGAGGAAAAAUGUGAAGAAAGAGCAGGACGGAGGGGAUGGAGAAGUGAAUAAAGUGGUUGUGACAACUCCUCUGAGGCGAUCAAGCAGGAUCCGCAAUCGUUCAAUUGCGCAUCCCCAUGAUUAUUAUUCUGCUGAACCUGCUUCUUCUUAUGAAACACCUUUCUCUGUUGUUUCAUUUUGCAGCUCCUUCUACUCAUAACUAUCUUAGAAUUAGUCUUGUUUCUUUAACUAUAGACUUGGUUAAUUUAUUAAUGUUAAUGUAGGAACUCAUCCUUGUAGGAAUUGAACUAAUUAUUACUUGAUCUUGAUCUUCCAUUCUUCCUUUUUGACAUUAUCUAUAUUUUCUUUCUUGGUCA
This is a messenger RNA of Hevea brasiliensis (rubber tree), 2364 nucleotides long. RefSeq lists its product as uncharacterized. NCBI's taxonomy places the organism in Eukaryota, Viridiplantae, Streptophyta, Magnoliopsida, Malpighiales, Euphorbiaceae. The transcript is spliced from 3 exons. The coding region runs from base 162 to 2207 and encodes 681 amino acids. The record is from RefSeq and is a predicted model, not a curated record.